AUGAUUGAGAACCAAAUUGAUUCAAUCUAUAGGAGAUUCGAAUAUUUGUAUAGUUCCCCAAAACAAAAUCAAACGAUCAGAAUGAAGAGAGGAAUGGAUAAGAGAGAAAGCUGCUCAGUAAUAAAUCACAAGGGAAAAAAAGCAAUUUUAAACCGAUUCCAUUUAUUUUGGAACUAUCUCAAACAAAUUACUUAUGUUCAUCUGUUUCAGUCUCAUUUAUAUUUAUCGUUCCCAUGCAUAACAGAAUAA
Schistosoma guineensis is the source of this 249-nucleotide messenger RNA. The record is from the annotation of a GenBank genome assembly. NCBI's taxonomy places the organism in Eukaryota, Metazoa, Platyhelminthes, Trematoda, Strigeidida, Schistosomatidae.